Messenger RNA from Mercurialis annua (annual mercury), 1163 nucleotides. RefSeq lists its product as uncharacterized. The record is from RefSeq and is a predicted model, not a curated record. Lineage: Eukaryota; Viridiplantae; Streptophyta; Magnoliopsida; Malpighiales; Euphorbiaceae. The transcript has a single exon. Gene Ontology annotation, molecular function: 3'-5' exonuclease activity; nucleic acid binding. Bases 134 to 772 code for a protein of 212 amino acids. Gene Ontology annotation, cellular component: cytoplasm; nucleus.
CCUCCUCCCACCCUACCCACCACUCCAGGCUCCAGCAUCCUUUAUAUUAGGUGGAAGAGAGAGACAAACAUACAGUACACAGUAGAAACCAUUCUGUACUGUAAAAUCAGAAACGAAACAGCCAAGCACAACAAUGGCACCAGAAAUCACCUACGAAGAAUAUGCAGGCAACCGCCGUAUGCAUACGGUCAACUUUUUCGGCCACAAUAUCUCUGUCACCGUCACUUCCUCUGCUUCUGUCGUCAGGAAAUGGCUUAGCGCCACUAUCUUCCACCGUCGAAGCUACGUCGGUAAACUUGUUGUCGGCGUUGGCGUCCAAUGGUAUCCAUACAAAGAUAACAGAGAUUCUGCCGGCGCCGACACACUCCAGCUCUGCGUCGGAUGUCGUUGCUUAAUCUUCCAGCUCACUGCAGCUACGACCGUGCCGCGUUUUCUCCGGAGGUUCUUGAUGGACAGGAGGAACACGUUUGUUGGAAUACAUAACGGUUCUGACGAGGUAAUGUUGAUGAGGAGUGAUCAUGCGCUGCAGAUCCAUAGGCUGUUGGACUUGAGGAGGUAUGUGGAGAGUGAGGACGGUGAGAGUCUUGUUCAAGCUUCUGUGGAGAGGAUUGUAGAGGAGCGUUUGGGGUACUAUGGAGUUGGAUUGGAUCAUGAUAUAAGUAUGAGUGAAUGGGAUAACAAUGUUCUUUCUGAUGAUCAGGUUUUGCAGGCUUGUGUGAAAGCUCAUGUUGCUUUCAGGAUUGGUAAGGACUUGCGUGCUUGGAAUCUCUGAAGAAGAAGAAGAUAACACAAGCUUUUGGAAUGAAUCAUAACUAAACAACAACUCUAACUUUUUUGGAUCCGGUAAUGUUUUUUUUUUUGGUACAGUUGUGAUUAUGAAGCAGGUUUAGCCAUUUUUGGAGAUGUGAGUACGUUGGGAAGGAAGAAGAUGGAUGAUUUUGAAAAUCAAUUUAGAAAUUAACACUACAUUUUAGCUUCAGUUUCAGUGUUAGUCUUCCGUUAGGGUUUAUAGCAUCAGUUUCAGUAUUAGACUUCCGUUAGGGUUUAUAACUUGUCUUUUUCGAUGAAUUUUAGUGGCAAAAGUUUCUUUUUAGCCCUGUUUUUCCUAAUCCCAAACUGGAAAUUCUAACUUAAAAAAAUCUUCCAUAUCCCACUCACUCGCU